This is a messenger RNA of Spathaspora passalidarum NRRL Y-27907, 493 nucleotides long. RefSeq names its product ubiquinol--cytochrome-c reductase subunit 8 (gene QCR8). Gene Ontology annotation, biological process: mitochondrial electron transport, ubiquinol to cytochrome c. The coding region runs from base 26 to 313 and encodes 95 amino acids. The transcript has a single exon. The record is from RefSeq and is a predicted model, not a curated record. NCBI's taxonomy places the organism in Eukaryota, Fungi, Ascomycota, Pichiomycetes, Serinales, Debaryomycetaceae.
CACUUAGUCUAUCAAUCAAUACAAAAUGGGUGGAUUACCAGAACCUAGAACUUAUUUGGGAUGGUGGGGUCAUUUAGGAUCCCCAAAGCAAAAGUAUAUUACCCAAUAUACUAUUUCUCCUUAUGCUGCUAAGCCAUUCAAGGGUGCUGCUUACAAUGCUGUUUUCAACACUUUUAGAAGAACCAAGAACCAAUUCCUUUAUGUCGCCAUUCCUGCUGUCAUUGUUUGGAACAUCUGGACCAAUGCCAGAGAUUAUAAUGAAUAUUUAUAUACUAAAGCUGGUAGAGAAGAGUUGGAGAGAGUUAAUGUUUAGAAUGAGACGAAAUUUCUCAAAUAUCAUAAAGCAUCAACAAAGUAGAGAUAUUAAGGCUAUCUUUAUUAUACAUAGUUAAUACGAUUUCAAAUAUAUUAUUAUUAGUUUGUUCAAAUUUUAUUUUGCAUUAUGUGUACUAAGACUGAAUAAUUUAGCUAUGGAAGAGGUAUAUUUACUUGG